AGGCUGUGAGUAUUGUCUUUGACACCGACUACAGCAUAUAUAUUUUUUCAUUUUCAACUUUCUCAUCACAUUUUAUUGUAAGUAAAUGACCAACAUUACAAUUUAAUUUUUUUUUCUGAUUCAAAAAUUUGAAAAAAUGUUUUCUUCAUUUUUCUCACCCCUUUUCAAUACUAUGUGAGAAACUGCUUAACUUCCUAUUUGUCCCUUUCAUCCCAACAGCUUCGUCCCCUCCAAGAUGAACUUGAGUGGUGCGUUCGCACCCCCACUGUGGUACCAAUACCAAAUGUGCGCCGUGGCCCCGUACGGCUUUGUCUUCUACUACGGCAUCAAGGUGUUCAACCUGGUGGUUGGGGCCCCCUGCAACGGCCUGGUCAUUUGGCAGAUCGCCGCCAAGAAAAGCAACCCGUGCACCUCGGACGUGUUCAUCCUCAACCUGGCUAUCCUGGAUGCGUACUUCUGUCUCAUGAUGCCUACCGAGCUGCUCAACUCGCUGCUGCUGGAUGACGCGCGGAUCUGGUACCUGCAGAGGUUCUCAUAUGGAGUCAAGGACGCGGGGGUGCUCUUCUUGGUGUGUGUCUGCCUGGACCGUUACAUGGCGGUGGUGCACCCCAUGCUGUUCGCCAGCAUCCGGGACCACAAAAUCCGCACGGGCAUCUGCUUGGUGGCAUGGGCAGUGAUCACGGCGUACGCCCUGGCUAAGUGCAUCCUCGGCUCCAUGAGCGUCAACGGCGUGUUCAGCGGCGUGGUGCUCUUCGCCCUGGCCAUCAUGGUGCUGUGCAAUAUCUCCGUCAUCUGGGUGCUGCGCCGCUCCGUGGCCGGCAAGGAGGUCAUGCACCCGGCCAAGAAGAAGGCCCUCAAAAUGGUGCUCAUCGCCCUGGCCAUCAUCGUGAUCAAUUACCUGCCGCCCGUGCUCAUGCCCUUUGCGCCUUACUACUCCAUGAUGCAGUUCCAAUGCCAGAUCCGCAUCAGCGUGUACUCCAUCAUGGACCUGAGCUGCAGCGUGGAGCCGCUCCUCUUCGUCACCAAGAUGGAGUGCGUGGGCGGUCGGGGCUGCGGGUGCUGCGUCGUCAGCGCGCCGCACCGCGUCGCCGCCUGAUGUAUAAACUCACGGACUAACAAUGCUUAAUACACACCAUUGGGAGAACAGAAGCCACUGGCAGCCAUCUUCCGUUGCCAUCGUACUAAGUCCUCCAACCAUGAAUUUUAAUUGGAAAGGUUUUCAUGUUAUUUUCUCUCUCCGGCAAGAAUGCCGCAGUUCAUCAACAACCUGUGUGGAAUGUAUGCGCUGCUUGCUCCCUGGUGACCAGCGUUAUAAACCCUCGUAGCAGGACAAUCCUCAUUCAAUUAUCAGGAUUCACACAAACGGUUAAAGGUCUUCAGAUGCUAUUGUGUUGUCCUUGCAUGUUUUUUUAGUGUACUAUUUUUGUUCUCAAGAUGACUUUUAAAAACAAAUCUUGUA
Hippocampus zosterae (dwarf seahorse) is the source of this 1459-nucleotide messenger RNA. RefSeq names its product G-protein coupled receptor 35-like. Gene Ontology annotation, cellular component: membrane. The coding region runs from base 236 to 1096 and encodes 286 amino acids. The record is from RefSeq and is a predicted model, not a curated record. Gene Ontology annotation, biological process: positive regulation of Rho protein signal transduction; phospholipase C-activating G protein-coupled receptor signaling pathway. Lineage: Eukaryota; Metazoa; Chordata; Actinopteri; Syngnathiformes; Syngnathidae. The transcript is spliced from 2 exons. Gene Ontology annotation, molecular function: G protein-coupled receptor activity.